Mustela erminea (ermine) is the source of this 4603-nucleotide messenger RNA. Its product is annotated as protein argonaute-3. Gene Ontology annotation, molecular function: protein binding; RNA binding. Lineage: Eukaryota; Metazoa; Chordata; Mammalia; Carnivora; Mustelidae. Gene Ontology annotation, biological process: regulatory ncRNA-mediated gene silencing; regulation of stem cell proliferation. The transcript is spliced from 17 exons. The record is from RefSeq and is a predicted model, not a curated record. The coding region runs from base 503 to 2845 and encodes 780 amino acids.
CCACCGCGCGUGCCCCACGCUCCGCCCAGGCUCCGCUCCCCGGCACCUCCCCCGCGUCUUCCGCGCUGGCUGCGCCCGCACCGACGUCGCGCCCCCUGGGCUUGGGGCGGAGAAGCGGAGAGGCGAGGCCUGGACGUCUGGCGAGCUCGGGCAGCGGAACUGACGCCAGCGGGCUUCCGGGGGCGGCCCCCGGGGAGGUCGGCGGCAGCGCCGCAGUCGUGGAGGGGCAGUGGGAGCGUAAGCGGUCGCGGCGACGCUAAGUUCCGCACGGGCUCUUUCUCGUCUCACGCUUCCCCUUCCUCUCGCAUAGUCGCGUGCUCCCUCCCCACGGCGGCUCUUCCCGACGAGAUCUUUCGGAGUGCGGUUGCUGAGGAGAAGCCAUCGCCACCUCGUCUUGGGGCCGAGUGAGGGUGCCUGUCGCGCCGCGUCGCCCCCUGCGCUGCCUCCUUGCCCCCAGAGGUGGGCGCUCUUCUCGUUCGAAGCACUCCCCCCAGCUCCAUGAAUGGAAAUCGGCUCCGCAGGACCCGUUGGGGCCCAGCCCCUACUUAUGGUGCCCAGAAGACCUGGCUAUGGCACCAUGGGCAAACCCAUUAAAUUGCUGGCAAACUGUUUUCAAGUUGAAAUCCCAAAGAUUGAUGUCUACCUCUAUGAGGUAGAUAUUAAACCAGACAAGUGUCCUAGGAGAGUGAACAGGGAGGUGGUUGACUCAAUGGUUCAGCAUUUUAAAGUGACUAUAUUUGGGGACCGUAGACCAGUUUAUGAUGGAAAAAGAAGCCUUUACACAGCCAAUCCACUUCCUGUGGCAACUACUGGGGUAGAUUUAGAUGUUACUUUACCUGGGGAAGGUGGAAAAGAUCGACCUUUCAAGGUGUCAAUUAAAUUUGUCUCUCGGGUGAGUUGGCACCUACUACAUGAAGUACUGACAGGACGGACCUUGCCUGAGCCACUGGAAUUAGACAAGCCAAUCAGCACUAAUCCUGUCCAUGCCGUUGAUGUGGUGCUACGACAUCUGCCCUCCAUGAAAUAUACGCCUGUGGGGCGUUCCUUUUUCUCAGCUCCAGAAGGAUAUGACCACCCCCUCGGAGGCGGCAGGGAAGUAUGGUUUGGAUUCCAUCAAUCUGUCCGACCUGCCAUGUGGAAAAUGAUGCUUAAUAUUGAUGUUUCUGCCACUGCCUUCUACAAAGCACAACCUGUAAUUCAGUUCAUGUGUGAAGUUCUUGACAUUCAUAAUAUUGAUGAGCAGCCAAGACCUCUGACUGAUUCUCAUCGGGUAAAAUUCACCAAAGAGAUAAAAGGUCUGAAGGUUGAAGUGACUCAUUGUGGAACAAUGAGACGGAAAUACCGUGUUUGUAAUGUAACAAGAAGGCCUGCCAGUCAUCAAACCUUUCCUUUACAGUUAGAAAACGGUCAAACUGUGGAGAGAACAGUAGCACAGUAUUUCAGAGAAAAGUAUACUCUUCAGCUGAAGUACCCACACCUUCCUUGUCUGCAAGUGGGGCAGGAACAGAAACAUACCUACCUGCCACUAGAAGUCUGUAAUAUUGUGGCAGGGCAACGAUGUAUCAAGAAGUUAACAGACAAUCAGACUUCCACAAUGAUCAAGGCAACAGCAAGAUCUGCGCCAGAUAGACAAGAGGAAAUUAGCAGAUUGGUAAGAAGUGCAAAUUAUGAAACAGAUCCAUUUGUUCAGGAGUUUCAAUUCAAAGUUCGGGAUGAAAUGGCCCAUGUAACCGGACGUGUACUUCCAGCACCUAUGCUGCAGUAUGGAGGACGGAAUCGGACAGUAGCCACACCAAGCCAUGGAGUGUGGGACAUGCGGGGGAAGCAGUUUCACACAGGAGUUGAGAUAAAAAUGUGGGCUAUAGCUUGUUUUGCCACACAGAGGCAGUGCAGAGAAGAAAUACUGAAGGGUUUCACGGACCAGCUGCGUAAGAUUUCUAAAGAUGCAGGGAUGCCCAUCCAGGGCCAGCCUUGCUUCUGCAAAUAUGCGCAGGGGGCAGACAGCGUGGAGCCCAUGUUCCGGCAUCUCAAGAACACCUACUCUGGGCUACAGCUCAUUAUCGUCAUCCUGCCAGGGAAGACACCUGUGUAUGCGGAAGUGAAACGUGUAGGAGAUACCCUUUUGGGUAUGGCCACACAGUGUGUCCAAGUCAAGAAUGUAAUAAAAACAUCCCCUCAAACUCUCUCAAAUCUGUGCCUAAAGAUAAAUGUUAAACUCGGAGGGAUCAAUAAUAUUCUUGUACCUCAUCAAAGACCUUCUGUGUUCCAGCAACCAGUGAUCUUUUUGGGAGCAGAUGUCACUCAUCCACCAGCUGGUGAUGGGAAGAAGCCUUCGAUUGCUGCUGUUGUAGGUAGUAUGGAUGCCCACCCAAGCAGAUACUGUGCCACAGUAAGAGUUCAGCGACCCCGACAGGAGAUCAUCCAGGACUUGGCCUCCAUGGUUCGAGAACUUCUCAUUCAGUUUUAUAAGUCAACUCGGUUCAAACCUACUCGUAUCAUCUUUUAUCGGGAUGGUGUUUCAGAGGGACAGUUUAGGCAGGUAUUAUAUUAUGAACUACUAGCAAUUCGAGAAGCCUGCAUCAGUUUGGAGAAAGACUAUCAACCUGGAAUAACCUACAUUGUAGUUCAGAAGAGACAUCACACUCGAUUAUUUUGUGCUGAUAGGACAGAAAGGCAUAGCAGUCUUGGCUCCCAUCUUUUAAACCUUGAAGCAGAGAAAUCUGAGGAUUGUAAGCGUUGGUGUCUCCUUGGGGAAAGGAUUCAACAAAAAGAUAGAGAAGUGUAUCUCUGCUUUGGUAUAUACUUAGUCUUUGGUUACACUUUCCAUGUAACUUCAGGCAAGUAACUUAACGUCUCUGUGACUGUUUCCUUCCCAACAAUGUUUGGGUGAUAGUAAUACUUUCCUUUACUGGGUUGUUAAGAGGGUUAAGUAAAUUAAAUUAUGUUAUUUAUCCAAAAUGGUGUUUGGCACAUACUAAGUGCUCAGUAAAGGUUGGCUAGUUAGUUGUAGAGUGGUUGUGAUGGUGGCCAUAAUAGACAAAAAGAAAAAAGAAUAGUAAUAGAGGAAAAGAAAUAAUAAUAGCAGGCAUUGUUCUAGGUAUGUGUCAUAAAUGUAACUUAUUUAAUCUUCACAACACCAUGAGAUACUUACUAUUACUAUCAUCAUUUUCCACAGAAGGAAAAUGGGGCAUAUGAGGUUAAAGAACAAGGUUAUAAAGCUAGUAAUUGGUAGAGCUAGGACUCAGGUCAGGCAGCAAGUACUCAUUAUCACUGUCCUAUAGCACCUCUCUAAUAACAACUCUUUCAAUAGAGAGAGUUGUUAAAGGCAUUUGACCCCAGAUUACUAGGUACAUUUUUGUAGCUGCAAAACCAAAUGUUUCUUCAAAAGUAGGAUUAGGAAAACCUAAGUUAGAUUUAAUGAUUAGUAGCAUCUGAUGUUCAGUCAUGUUAGUCCUUCAUUUGUCUACUUCUCUUUCACCUUUGUUCUAAAUACUACUACUAAUAGGUGAGAGAUCAUUAUAAAUGAGGAAUCAGAGGCACAGAGGGUAAAGUACCAUGCCCUAGGGAGCACAACUAGAAGUUGGUGGGGCUGUGAUAUGAACCCAUUCUACUUCUCUGAGUAGAGUAAAACUUUUUAUAUGUGUUAAUUUGAUUUGUGUAUUAUGAAUAAGGGUAAUUUAGUUGAUUAUGAACUAAUGAACUUUGUUUUAUACAUGGUAAGGGCUAAGCUGUUAACUCAAGCCACUACCUGAUAGUAGCCCUUCACAUGCAGAAAGAAUAUCUGAGUAGUAAAAUAGUUUCCACUUUGUUAGUCUUGUAAUUGUAGGCUAAAAAUUCUUGGUUUUAACUGUUUUUAAGGAUAAGGAGGUAAAAGUAAAUAUAUAUGUAUUUUAAAGUGUUUUGUUAGAACCCUUUCAUUAUCAGAAGUUUUGAACCAUUUCAUUUAUAUUCACAUCAUAGGUGUGCCUGGUGCAGAUUCCCUUACAAGAUGUUGAACUGCUAGUGUGAAAUAAAAGGAAUAGGGCCUUUGCAGUCAGUUCUAUAUUUGACUCCCAGUUCUGCCUUUUGUUGUGUGCUGUUCGGGAAAUUAUUUCAUAUUCCUGAGCCCAAACUUCCCUAACAUGUAGGAAAAAUACGUAAUUCACAUGAAUUUAUUGAUUGGAAAUUAUGUUUUGUGCCUGGCCCAUAUAUGGUUAACAAAUGGUGGCAUAGUUGUCAUUGUCAGCAUUCUUUCUCUCUAAAAACAGUAUUCUCGAAGAAAAAUGCUGGUUUUCAUGAAUUACACAUUCAAGAGUACCUGUUGUUCCCAGGUACCAUAAAUUGGAGCAAAAAUAAUUUAAAAAAAUUUUUUUUCAAGUGUUCUACCCAUAUUGGGAUCACCUACUAGCUAAGCACCAGUAGGCCCUAGUAACUCUUUGUUGUUUAUCAACUCUCACUUUCAGCAACAUAUAAGACUAGGAACCAGGACUAGAAUAAGGUCUGCUAUUAAUGUCUGCUCAAGUAAUACUUGAAGGAUCAGCCUAUAUAUAUUUAUUUAUUUUUAAAAGUGCUUUCAGUUACAUUCUUUACCUUUGUCCUGUUUGUUUAAACUUUGACCAAACAA